AUGUUUUCAACUCCGAACUACCAACAUGUUAAUUACAAAGACGUAUAUGAACCUAGUGAGGAUAGUUUCUUGAUGCUGGAUGCUUUGGAAAAGGAUUUUGAAUUCAUUAAAUCGUUGAAACCUACAGUAUGCUUGGAGAUAGGCUGUGGAAGUGGUGUAAUUAUAACUUUUAUCGCGUCAAUACUUGGAAAAAUUUACACUAUAUGUAUCUCAGAUGGUAUUUCUGCAGCAUGGGCUGGUGGGGAAAAUGGUAGAGAGGUCAUGGAAAAGCUGUUUCCAAGAGUGUCAGAAAUCCUCUCGAAGAACGGUGUUUUCUAUCUACUUGUUUCAAAGGAAAAUAAGCCAGAUGAAAUUGGUGAAAUCAUGGCAUCACAAGGUUUGCUGACCACCACUGUAAUGCAAAGAAAAGCAAGAAAUGAAAGCUUGAACAUUCUAAGAAUAUGUCAUAAUUAAAUCAUGUUGCAUAAAGUGGUA
Messenger RNA from Xenia sp. Carnegie-2017, 474 nucleotides. Its product is annotated as methyltransferase N6AMT1-like. The record is from RefSeq and is a predicted model, not a curated record. Gene Ontology annotation, molecular function: protein methyltransferase activity; S-adenosylmethionine-dependent methyltransferase activity. Gene Ontology annotation, cellular component: eRF1 methyltransferase complex. NCBI's taxonomy places the organism in Eukaryota, Metazoa, Cnidaria, Anthozoa, Malacalcyonacea, Xeniidae.